Molecule: messenger RNA, 6530 nt
Organism: Physeter macrocephalus (sperm whale)
Lineage: Eukaryota; Metazoa; Chordata; Mammalia; Artiodactyla; Physeteridae
Gene: SLC44A1
Product: solute carrier family 44 member 1
Exons: 16
Coding region: 124-2097 (657 amino acids)
Biological process (GO): choline transport; transmembrane transport
Cellular component (GO): plasma membrane
Molecular function (GO): choline transmembrane transporter activity
Source: RefSeq, a predicted model, not a curated record
GCCACCGCCGAGCCGUGCGGAGCCAGGCCGCGCCCUCCCCGGGCGCCCGCCGGCUCGCAUGCCGAGGGGCUCCGGGGCGUAGCUGCGCGCCCGGCGCCGCCUCCGGGCUCCUCCGGCCCCGCCAUGGGCUGCUGCAGCUCCGCCUCCUCAGCCGCGCAGAGCUCCAAACGAGAAUGGAAGCCACUGGAGGACCGUAGCUGCACAGACAUACCGUGGCUGCUGCUUUUUAUCCUGUUCUGCAUUGGGAUGGGAUUUAUUUGUGGCUUUUCAGUAGCAACAGGUGCAGCAGCAAGACUAGUGUCAGGAUACGACAGCUAUGGAAAUAUCUGUGGGCAGAAAAAUGCAAAGUUGGAAGCAAUACCAAACAGUGGCAUGGACCACACCCACCGGAAGUACGUAUUCUUUUUGGAUCCAUGCAAUCUGGACUUGAUAAACCGGAAGAUCAAGUCUGUAGCACUGUGUGUAGCAGCAUGUCCAAGACAAGAACUGAAAACCCUAAGUGAUGUUCAGAAGUUUGCAGAGAUAAAUGGCUCAGCGCUAUGCAGCUACAACCUAAAGCCUUCUGAAUAUACUACAUCAUCAAAAGCUUCUGUUCUUUGCCCCAAACUACCUGUUCCAGCGAGUGCACCUAUUCCAUUCUUCCAUCGCUGUGCUCCUGUGAACAUUUCCUGCUAUGCCAAGUUUGCAGAGGCCCUGAUCACCUUUGUCAGUGACAAUAGUGUCUUACACAGGCUGAUUAGUGGAGUAAUGACCAGCAAAGAAAUUAUAUUGGGACUUUGCUUGUUAUCACUAGUUCUGUCCAUGAUUUUGAUGGUGAUAAUCAGGUAUAUAUCAAGAAUACUUGUGUGGAUCUUAACAAUUCUGCUCAUCCUGGGUUCACUUGGUGGCACAGGUGUACUAUGGUGGCUAUACGCAAAGCAAAGAAAGUCUCCCAAAGAAACAGUUAUCCCUGAACAGCUUCAGGUAGCUGAAGACAAUCUUCGGGCCCUCCUCAUCUAUGCCAUUUCAGCUACAGUGUUCACAGUUAUCUUGUUCCUCAUAAUGUUAGUCAUGCGCAAACGGGUUGCUCUCACCAUCGCCUUGUUCCACGUGGCUGGCAAGGUCUUCAUUCACUUGCCACUGCUAGUCUUCCAACCCUUUUGGACUUUCUUUGCUCUUGUCCUGUUUUGGGUGUAUUGGAUCAUGACACUUCUCUUUCUUGGCACUACCGGCAGCGCUGUUCAGAAUGACCAAGGCUUUGUGGAGUUCAGAGUUUCUGGGCCUCUGCAAUACAUGUGGUGGUACCAUGUGGUGGGCCUGAUUUGGAUCAGUGAAUUUAUUCUAGCCUGUCAACAGAUGACUGUGGCAGGAGCUGUGGUAACAUACUAUUUUACUAGGGAUAAAAGGAAUUUGCCAUUUACACCUAUUUUGGCAUCAGUGAAUCGCCUUAUUCGUUAUCACCUUGGUACUGUGGCAAAAGGAUCUUUCAUUAUCACAUUAGUCAAAAUUCCACGAAUGAUCCUUAUGUACAUUCACAGUCAGCUCAAAGGAAAGGAAAAUGCUUGUGCUCGAUGUGUGCUGAAAUCUUGCAUUUGUUGCCUUUGGUGUCUUGAAAAGUGCCUAAAUUAUUUAAAUCAGAAUGCAUACACAGCCACAGCUAUCAACAGCACCAACUUCUGCACCUCAGCGAAGGAUGCCUUUGUCAUUCUCGUGGAGAAUGCUUUGCGAGUAGCUGCCAUCAACACAGUGGGGGAUUUCAUGUUAUUCCUAGGCAAGGUGCUGAUAGUCUGCAGCACAGGUUUGGCUGGGAUUAUGCUGCUCAACUACCAGCAAGAUUACACAGUAUGGGUGCUGCCUCUGAUCAUCGUCUGCCUCUUUGCUUUCCUAGUCGCUCAUUGCUUCCUGUCCAUUUACGAAAUGGUAGUGGAUGUAUUAUUCUUGUGUUUUGCCAUUGAUACAAAAUACAAUGAUGGGAGCCCAGGCAGAGAAUUUUAUAUGGAUAAAGUGCUGAUGGAGUUUGUGGAAAACAGCAGGAAAGCAAUGAAAGAAGCUGGUAAGGGAGGUGUUGCUGAUGCCAGAGAGCUAAAACCGAUGGCUUCGGGAGCAAGUUCUGCUUGAACCUAGCCGACCGUUAUGGAACCCAUUGACAUUCCAAAACAAUAUAUACACAUAACUAUGUAUUUGUGUGUGUGGGUGUGUGUAUAUAUGUAUAUGUAUGUGUGUAUAUAUAUGUAUAUGUAUAUACACACACACACAUAAUCAGCCAAAAUCAGAGAACAGGAACAGGGAUUUAAUACCUUUUUUAUGCUUAUUUUUGUCAAACAUGUACUCCUUUCAUACGGGUGGCUUUUACAAGGCAACUGCCGUCAUUUAAUGUUUUCAAUUGUAAUUGUCUUAAUGGAAAUGUUAAGAUUCAUAUCUGAUUAACAUUUUUAAUAACUUAGAGGAGAUUUUAACUUUAGUUAUUUAAAUUAGGCAAAAUUAUUGUACCGAAUUCUCUGCCUAAAGUUUAUUCAGGGGUGAUUUCCCUGAUGUGUGCAUAAAAUCAAGACCUUAUUUUACUGAUGCAUAAGUCCUAGUGGGAUGAGACUAGGCAUAUGCUUUCAGGUAAAUAAGGAGUUACUCCAUUCAGUUUUCCCCAAUCAAAGAAGCCAUGUCAUUUUCCUUUUAGAAACAUACAAGUGGACCCAAUAUGGGAAUUUUCGUAAUAGCUCAUGCAUUUGUCAGCCAACAUUAAAAAGUAACCAACUCCUCAGGUAUUUGUAGUUUACCCUAAUGCUUCUAUAAGAGAGUAGGUAAAAAAGGAAAGGGUAGAUAAUCUUUCUUAUGCAAACUUUUCUCUUACAUUUUGUCUUUCUUUCAUUUUGACGUUAGUAGCAUCCUCCACACAUUUGUGUGCCUGAUUUGAAAGGAAGCUGGGGUACCCAGCAAGUUUAGCCUUUAAGUUUCUGUGUAUAGGUUUGCAGACUAAGUAAUGCUGAAAGGAAUAAAAAAGGGAGAGAAACAUGAAACACAAAGCAUUGAAAAUUCCGGUACUUGGGCUUCUGCUUCAGAGGAACUUCAGUGGCUUAGGGCUAAAUGGCCAUUUUAUUCAAAUGCUUGCUAUAAAAUCUGAAAACAUACCGGCAGGUGCUCCUCUCCUUGGCAAUUCAUUAAGUGUCCAGAAUUCUACAAUGUUUAACUGAAGAAUUGGUUAAUGUUUUGAUCCUCAAGUGUUGAACGUUCUUUGUGUUCGGGGAUGGGUUUUGGGUUUUGGGGGGUUUUUUAAUUCCUGAAGCUUACCAGAUAUGAAUGGCUAAUAUUUCAUUGUUCUGCUUAUUGUAAUGGUGAAUGCUUUAAGAAAAAAAGUGUAAUUUGCUAAGAAUAAUUCAUGAUCUGUUUAUGCGAUAACUCCUUUUUGUUACAAUUUUUUUAAAAAAAGCUAUUUUUGUUAAUGUAAAGUAAAUAUUUCAGAGCAGAUUUUUUAAACUUAUUGCACUAAAUAUAGGCUCUGUACAAAAAAAAAAAAAAGCCUCAGCAUUUUAUCAUUCAGUGGAAGGAGAAUCUUUUGAAAGAAAGCAUUGCCUCCUACCAGAAUUAGACAGUGAAUUAGACCGGUAUUAUGGAAAUGUGUACAAUUAAUGUCACUAGGGCUUAAUAAGCAGCUGUUUGCUAAUGUGCUUCCUUUCAAAGGGUUGGACCUUUAAAUUGCUACAAAAGGUAAAUUGUAUUUUUUUUUAAGUAUCCGUGUUCUUUAGCUAGGCUAAAAUUUGCUAAAUGGCUCAGUUUCUUUUCAAAGCUCAUGUAAUAUUUCUGAUUUUCCAGAAUAUUUGCAAUAACAGUCCAGAAUUUUUUUUUUUUUAAAGAAACAGGAGCUCACGUCUUGGCAAGAUCACAGAAAACAAUAUUGUGAGAGUAGCUAUUUUGAAACAAUAAUUCUCCAGAAGUUAACAUUCUAACAUGUGAUGUCACUAAAUGAUAUCAUUGUACUCUUUUAUAUGAUUUGAAAUGGAAUAAAUAUAAUUAUGGAACUAACAGUUAUCCCAGUAGGUGAGAGAGCAAAUCAUGUAAGAAAAUUCAGACUACUACCUUCUGUUUCAUAGCCACACAGAUUGUGGACAUUAAGAAACAUUGGGAACUAAAUUUAGGAUUGGCAAAAGUAUGGAAGAUGGGUAUCAAAACAGAAGACAUUACAGGAGCUACUUAUCUUAGGAGAUGUCCCUCCAAAGGGACCUGGUGGAAUUCUUGAAUUUGGAAAUUAGGUUCCACUCACUUGGACAUCCCAGCACCAUGGACACUUGCUGCAGGGUCCCUGUUCCAUAUGCUCGCAAUCUCAGCUGUUUGGAAGCCACCAGGAAUGCUUUCUAAUUAUCAUUUGCAACUAGGACUGUAAUCAGAAAGAAAUUUUGUAUUUUUGUAUAACUUGAUUGUGUGCCAUUUUAUAUAACAGGUCCUGUUUUACAAAUAAAUUUUGUUUUACUAACAUUGUGUUUAGAAAUUAUGAUCUAUGUGUAACCAUGUCAUUUGAGUUCCAAAUUAAUUGCCAGACUGUUUCCCCUAAGUGAAUAUGUGUGCCAUAUAGGUAGAUAUAUGCAGAUAUGCAUAUAUAUUACACAGACACACACACACACAGAGAUAUUUGACUUAUAGACUAUCACUCUCACAUGAGCUUCAUUCGUUGAUGCAUUUCAGAGAGCCUCACAGAGGCUUUUAGCGAUAUUUGAAGGUUUUGAGGCUAUGUUUGGAUAGACCUGCUGCUGCUGUCAUUCUUCGUGAGCCGUUCUUCAGCUGGCCCUGGGCUGCCUUAUUGCUAUUCGCUCACUGCCUCCAUCUCUGCCCAAGUGAGAAUAGAUGAAGGACAAAAAUCAUCUGUGAAAUGUGGUUACCUGAAUACUUUUAUCAACCACUGACUCUGUGUGGUGGGUUUUGUCUUUUGUCUGCGGUGGAUCUUCAAAGUUGCGUUCAGGACGCCUACUUCCAGAGUUAGCAUCCGCGGUUGUCAGUGGUGAUCACAGUGAGAAAAGAAUCGUGAUCGUUGCUGCCAUUGGAAAAUUAAGGUUCUGGUGCCUGAUUUAGACUUUCUAGGCUCCUGCCUCAAGAGUAAGCUCUGCUGUAUAUGAUAUGGAAGGGAAAAGGUUAUAUUUCAGUAUAAAUCCAAGAGACCCAUCUUCUGUGGGAGGCUUACCAGUACGUUAGGUAAACAUUAGGAAUUUAGCUAGAGCGCUGAGAUUGUAUAAUCUCUGCACGGACGAGCACAGCUCAAAGCAGGCUCUUUCUUUAAACCAUUUAAUGCAAUGUUUAAUGUUUAAAGAUCAAAGCUUAUAUCCUAUCCUAUAGCAUAAUUAAGUCCUAAGUUACUGCAAUAUAAGUAACUUAACUGUGUGUUGGUUCCUAAACUUUUUGCAUAAUGGUUGAGGAGGGGGUAUUCACUGAGUCUAUUUAAAAAUUAAGCUGGAAAUAAGUUUUUCCUUUGUAGAGAUGCUCCCUUACUCUAAUUUUGUCUUUUUUUCAGCCAAGGGCGUUAAGCUGCCAGUUCCCAAUACCACUGACCUCGGUAUCUGCCAAGAGCUCCCUUAUCUUCCCAGGGCAGUUUCAGGAUUUCACCCCAGUACGGGGUGGUGAGGAGGUGACCCCUUUUAUAGCAGUCCUGAGCCCCUUGAAACCAGAGUAAUGCUCCUCCCACCCUCUCCCUUAAAACAGCUACGGAAACCACAGGCACCAAAUAUGUGUGAGGCCAUGUUAGUGCCCUCAAGACCCCGACCAUUUCCACCAGGCACCACUAAUAGCUAAUAAAGGCCGUUUCAAGAGGUCUCCUGGCCUUCAAAGUAGAAUUCUGGGGUCAGUUCUAAAACCAGAGCUGCCAAUUAUGGUGACCUGUACAUUUUAUUUUAUUUUUCAUCAGUAACCUCACUUGAAUUUUUGGAGUUUCCAAUAAUAGCCUUUAACACGGCCUCUGAGAAGUUUCCUUCAGAAAGGUCUUUAAACGUUUUCACUUUUCAGUAAGUUCUCUACUGCGUUUUUACUGCUACUUAAAAAAACAAAAACAAAAUCCUCAGACUCUGGAGGCUUAUCAGUGCACCUGCCACAGUUAAUCUCUGUAUUCUUUUCAUAUAUUCCAUCUGAUAGAUAAAAGUGCACUAUAAUGGCUUGCCUAGAGUUUUUAAGAUGUGGUCUGUGAACAUAUAUUGGAAAAUUGUGGGUUCGUAAGUAAAUGCAUAAAGCAGAGCUUUGUGUAUUAUAUAAUCACAGUGCAGAAUGCCUUUUGCUUUAAAUGCAUAUUCAUGUAUCUUUGUGUACUCAGGAAUACAUGUUAGCCCAUUUGAAAAGUAGGCACUCUUCAUAUACAUUGGCUACUUUCAGAAUAAGCUUAUCUUUUUAAUGACACAUAGCCCAAAUUGUGAAAAAGCAGGAUGCUUGAAUGUGCCAAGAGAAAAUAUAAAGCUAGCAAACUUAGAAAACAAAAUAAAAAGCUAAACAUGUUGUACACAACAAAAAAUUUUAAAUAGCACACUUUCCCGCAUUCACGUUUCAUAAAUUUGAGUCAAAUUCUUAUUCUCCAAGUUUCAAUUUAA